Alternaria alternata is the source of this 1992-nucleotide messenger RNA. RefSeq lists its product as hypothetical. The transcript is spliced from 5 exons. Gene Ontology annotation, molecular function: ubiquitin conjugating enzyme activity. The record is from RefSeq and is a predicted model, not a curated record. NCBI's taxonomy places the organism in Eukaryota, Fungi, Ascomycota, Dothideomycetes, Pleosporales, Pleosporaceae. Bases 1 to 1881 code for a protein of 626 amino acids.
AUGAGCUGCCAAGAUGCAGCACCAGUGUGCAACGCGCUUUCAAAUGCGAACGCAGUCGAGUUUAACACCUACAGUGAUUUUGCCGGCUAUAUCUUUGACAGAAAAUGCCAAAACUGCAACGCCAAAUUCAUACAAAACAGCGGUGGCGUCAAUACACUGUUCCAGAGCUGGCUCAGUGGACAAGGUAAUCUCGAAGGCCUCCAUAACCAGAUGUCAGAAAUUGACAGUCACAGCAACGAUCAGUUCGCAGGUCAAGUGCAAACUGUCGAAAGGGGUACAGGCUACGACCAGAGUCACAUGAGCAUGCCAGAGAUGUUUGGUAGCAGGGAAUUUGGAGGCCGAGGUAGACAUCGAGCUUUGGACACGGAAAGGCAAAAAGACAGGUUUUACGAGAAUCUGUUCGCCUUCCUUGCAGUGUUGUGUCCCAGUCCCGAUCACAACAAGCCAGACACCACGCGUUUCGAUGUCGACCCACCCAAGGCCGUCUUGUCGAUGUUGAUUAACAGCAAGGUCCUCGAUAAAGCCGCGGAGCUACUCCGAAACGACAGUUUGGACGAUGCGACUAAGAGAAAGAACCUUUACAUGGCUUUCUUUGGCUUCCUCCGCAAUGUCGGAGUCCACAAACUAUCAAAACAGGCUGUCAUGUUCAAUGAGCGUAUUGUAUUCCCGGACAAUAUCAAUCUCCUGACGCUGUCUUUCAAAGGUCUUACAGAAAACUUGUCUGGCCAAAACGCCUCUGCACUCGCCGGGAAUCUUCGCAAUCUGAACAUCCAGAGCCAAGUCAUGCUAAGCGGUGCUCAGAGGUCACGGAAUGAGUUUCAGGAUGAGCAAAGUACGGACCUCUUGUGGCUUUGUCGCGAGAUAUCCGACCUUUCCCAGUACCUCGAGAUUGGGGAAGGCAAUGCAGGGCCGGUGGAUCAUGGUAUCGUCGAAGUGCCAGAUGAUCAGAUCUGGCCCUAUUUCCAUUUUGCGAGAGAAGCGCAGAUGACCACUCAAUCGCCAAGGGGUCGUGUCAAACGACUUAUCAUUGAAAUAACGACAUUGAAGACAGGACUGUCAUCUGGGAUAUAUGUCAAGCACGCCAUAUCCCGACUUGAUGUGAUGAAAAUUCUGAUUGCAGGCCCUGAAGGCACGCCAUAUGAGAACAGGCUUUUUGAGUUCGACCUUUGGUGUACAGCCGAGUUCCCUUACAAACCUCCACAAAUGUUCUUUCGAGGUACACAAGGCGGCCAACUCAUAUUAAAUCCGAAUCUCCACAAGGAUGGAAAGGUAUGUUUGUCCCUGCUUGGUACUUGGCCAGGCGAAAAAUGGUGUCCAGGCGAAUCGACCAUCCUCCAGGUCCUAAUCAGUAUCCAAGCUAUGAUCUUUGUUCCUGAUCCCCUCGACAACGUCCCAGCGGAUCACUCGAAGACAGGAGCUGAAGAUUUUUUCAGUAUCAAAUUUAUUAGUGGCUUGACAACGGAGUACGCAAUACUGAAUUGGGCCCGUGAUCCACCUGGCUUCUGGAAAGAUGUUGUAAACCUUCACUUUCACAAGCAUGCAGACACGAUUCUGCGUACAGUUGAGCGUUGGGCAGUUAGCGCUAGUCGUACCUGCACGCACUAUCCCAAUCAACAGCUCUCCUUCUUCUUGCCACGUGUGCGACAGCAUCCAGUGGAUUUCGCAACAAUACUACCACAACUACAGGUAACUCUCCAAGGAUACGGUGCAACGUACGUUCCGCAGAAGAUAGCCCCUUUGCAUAGCCAGCAGAACAUAGUCAGUGGCAGAACCGGACAUGGAUCACAGAUGCCGCCAUAUGCCCGAGGAGGCCGAUCCAAUGGUCCCAGUAGUAUGGGGGGUUAUGGAGGUCCUGGAUUUCAAUUAGGGCGCGGAUUCUGAUAGGUGGCGGGCCAUCCGAACACUGCAAUAGGGUUCGGCGAUGCGAAGUAUUCGUGGUGACAGGUGGUUGCAAUUCGUAGCACAUGCAGAUGUUGACAACAAGAAUGCAAG